Triplophysa rosa is the source of this 4191-nucleotide messenger RNA. Its product is annotated as DDRGK domain-containing protein 1-like. The record is from RefSeq and is a predicted model, not a curated record. The transcript is spliced from 13 exons. NCBI's taxonomy places the organism in Eukaryota, Metazoa, Chordata, Actinopteri, Cypriniformes, Nemacheilidae. Bases 86 to 997 code for a protein of 303 amino acids.
CGCAAAUACAACGUCAACUUCCACAGAGUCCAAUGUAACAGUCAUCGGAUUUUUACUCUUUAAUGUAUUAUUUUUAUCGAUUAAAAUGGAUGUAGUUAUUUAUAUACUAUCUGCGAGUAUUCUGCUCAUUCUCAUACUGUUUGCUGUGAAAUUUCGUGCGCGUGUCGAGACAGCAGCAGAUCGUGAGCACGCUCAGAAUGUGGCGGUUAGAGCCGCAGCGCGUCCACAGGCGGCGGUGGAGGAACGGUCGGCAGGGAUGCCCCGUCGCCGUAGAAACCUCCACAGCAGGGUGACUGCACAGCAACGGAUACAGCAAAACACACCAGACGACGAGGCCGAUCCUGUAGAAGCAGAUGAGAUUGAAGAGGACAGACAUCCGUCUGAAGAACGUCCUCAAGCCGCUGGUAAAGUUGGAGCGAAGAAACAGAGGAAGCUGGAGGAGAAACAGGCUCGGAAAGCUCAGAGAGAGGCAGAAAUGGAGGAACGAGAGGAGAGGAAGAAAAUGCAGGAGCUCAGAGACCAAGAGAGACAGAAAGAGGACGAGAACGAGCGACUCCAGGAGCAGAAACAGGAAGAGGAGUUGCGGCGAGCCAAAGAGGAGCAGGAGAGGAGAGAAGAGGAGGAGUAUCAGAGACUGAAGGAGGCUUUUGUGAUUGAGGAGCAGGGAGAGUCGGAGGAGCUCACGGAGCAGGAGUCUCGUAACCUUUUGCAAGAGUUCAUCGAUUAUGUCAAGAAAUCUAAAGUGGUUUUAUUGGAGGAUUUGGCGUCUCACUUUGGGAUGCGCACACAGGAUGCUAUUGCCAGACUGCAGGAUUUGAUGGCACAAGGUUCUCUCACAGGGGUGAUUGAUGACAGAGGAAAGUUUAUUUUCAUCACCCCGGAGGAGCUGAACGCUGUGGCUGACUUUAUCAGACAGAGAGGACGAGUGUCUAUCGCAGAACUGGCCCGAGCCAGUAACACCCUCAUCAACCUGAACCCUGACAUCCAGAGCUCAUAACCACACAGACUGAAUUUAAAUAAAUACAUGCAUUACACGCAGAUGUAAAUAAAGUGACAUGAAUUAUGUUUGUGAGCACACAAGCUUCGUGUCGUCUUAUAAUCUCGUUCCACUGUUUUUGCUGGCGUUCUUAACAGUACACACAGAUUUCAGACACUCUGCUUCUGCUUAAUGUGAUGUCAUUAAUCAUUUAAAGACCAUUAUGUACGACCUAAUUAAUAUUCAUAAGUUGAUCUCUUUCUAUUUUGUGAUGUGACAAAAUCCUGUUUAAUGCAAAAUCACAAAACAAAGUGCAAUGCUUUGUGUUGUAACUUAAAUGUAAACAGGCGACCUGAAAAAAAUAUUCUUUCACCUUUAACUGUUUGUGAACGAUUGUGGCAAACAUCUUGAAAAGCAUGUGACGGAUUGUAUGCGGGGUGUUUGGCUUGUGACACCAAUUUCCUGUUUUAUCCGGAAGUCCAGCUUUUUCUGUUCGUGUGUUCGUCACGUGAUCAUGUUCAGUGGGAGGUGAGCUGGUCCCGCUGCGCCCUCUGCUGGUGUUUGGUCACAACAUCGCCGCAAGAAAUACAAGAUUAUCAGAUUAGGUGUAUAACAAAUUAGGUUUGACUUGUGAAUCUUAAAUAUGACACUGUUGGCUACAGGAUUCAGUCGUGCUGUUUGAAAAUAAAACAUAGGAUCCGGUUUCGCAUGACAAACCGUCCGUAGUAUGUGAAUGCGCCCUCCAGAGGGCGCUGUGUCCUCCAGGCUUCAUCGCAUUUCUUCAAUUCUGCUCUUUCAGGACAAACAAACACUCGCGGGCUCCUGCUGGUGCUGCUCCCAGUUCGCUCGCUCCGGAGACCCCGAACACCUGUAAAGUUUCAGCUGGUCUGAAUCGGUUCUGGUGUGGUUCGAACUGGUGGUGUUCGUUCUGUCUUCUGGUUCAGGAUGAGAGAGGAACGCGACGGCACAGGGCGGAUCACGCUGUUUUUACGGUCUUGGAUGUUUUUGGACGUGUGUGAAAUGAUGGCAGUGAUAUAAUGCGAGUGAUCCCCGUGGAUCUGUCACUCUUGUAUCCGUGUGUGUGCGCGCGCGCGCGGGGGACUCUUUGAUCUGUGCAGUUAAAGUGAACACACAAAAGCUCACGUGUGAACCUGUCUGAACUCUGUUUAUAAGAAUGACGCUGGCGUUGAGCCCUGCGGCCGUGUGUCAGUGCUUCACACUUGUGUCGCUGUGCACAUCUAUCGCAGACCCCAACUGGAUCCAGAUCCAAAACACUUCUCAAGCAAACGGCCAGCAGCUCAUCUACGGCGUGGCUUUCACUAUACACGCGUAUCAGAAUCGCACGGACACAGGGCCGCUGGGCGGGCUCAACGGAUGGGGAAUGUGGCUGCUGUACAUGCUGGCGUGUCUCUGCUACAGCGCCGUCCUGCUCUCCAGUUUCUCUUUCCUGCUGGACUUCCUCGGCACAGCUGUCUCUCGCUCACGACUGGUGACAUCACUGUAUAUAUCAACAGCGUUGGACUGUCUGGCGGUUCUGGGUGUGUGUGUAACCUGUCUGUAUGUUAUUAAACACAACCUGCAGCGAGCAAAACACCACUCACGGUCAGACCGAACAGAAAUAAACCCGUCCGAGCUGCUUGUGUCUCCGGGAGAGAGUCUGUACAUUGAGCUGCUGGGUUUGAUCUUCUCGGUAAUGGCCUGUGCUUUUGCCCUCAAGGGUCGAGCGGAGCCCAUCGCACCGCGUGAUUACCUGAGCGUGGAAACUGAGGACAGUGAAACGGAGCCUUUGAUUGGUGGAGCUGAGUGAUCGGGUGGAAGAGGUUCACUUGAUUUGUUCUGAAACUAUUGCACAAUAAGACUCGAGAGAAAUGAUACUGAGAGUGUCCGGUAUCUCAGGAACAUAAGGAUCUUUCUGACACUGUUGGAGUUGAGAUUAUUGGAAUUUGUUCAUUUUAAGUUCAUGAGGUAGAAUGUGAAUUUAAUUUAAUUGAAGCACUGGAUGUUGAAUUACAGGUUUAAACUGAAAUGAAGGAUUUUACUGAAGGUAAAUAAAUUUAACAAAGAAAAUGAAAUAAAUCCAAGAACAAAUUAGAAAUGUACGCCUGCUUAUGUUAAUGUUGAAGAGCUUAUGGUAAAUUACAGCAUUUGAAGUCUUUUUCACUAUGCUCUAUAUAAUGUAUGCUAAAUUAUUAAAUGAAGUAUGUGAAAAUAUACGGUGCGUUUUUUUAGAAAUACACAUUUCUUUAUAUUCUAAUGUUACGUGGGAAUUUAUUUAUGAGUAAUCGAAAAUCAAAAAAUGCAUUUCAUCGCAAGUAAUCAUGGUAUAAUAGUUUAACAAACUUGUGUUAUAAUUCUGCAUUCCAUUUCAAAUUUUACAAAGUUAUAUUUAAUACUGUGUAUCAUCUUUAAAUAAUCCAAAACCAAACAAUGGCAAGAAUUUCUCUUUUUAAAUUUCCCACACUUGUUUUUUUACUCUUUCUGAUCUGAUGUUUAUAUCAGCGUGGUGAUGACAGUGGAAUCAUGGGACGCUGAGCUCUGUGCUUUCAUUUCUCAGUUCUCUCUCAUUAGACUCCAUCCAGCCUCUCUCUCUCCAUCAGCGCUGCUUCGCCACCUGCUGUCACAUGACACCCGCCCGAGCUCCAGUUGGAUGGAGACCAUCUCCAUAGUAACCUUGAGAAAUUGUUGAUGUCACUGAUGAAUUUGUGAAUGGGAAGAGAGAGGAUAAAGAUCUAACAAUAGAUGCUGACGUUUUAUUCGGUGUAGUCAGUUGUAUGAGCUGUCAUUUUUGCUGAUGUUGUUGGUCUAGUGUUUGUGUGUGCAUGUUAAAACCACGAUUACUACAUCUGAGAAUGACGGUGUGAUGCACACACAAAGAAAAGAUCGUGGAUGAUGUUGGACAAAUGUUCAGCCUGAGGAUGUGUGCCAUGUCACACCAUGUUCUCACUUCAGAUCAUGAAGCGACUGUAUGUACUGAUGUAUGUGUCAUGAAUGGAUCCUCUCCGAUGUCUUGCUCUCAAAUGGGUUUUAUAUGUGUGGCCGCUUUAAAAGCAGUGUAUCGAUUCUGUUGUUAUUGUUGAAGUUAUACUAAGUUAUACUGCAGCUGCAUUUACACACAAAAAGAAUGUUUUGAAUGCUAUAUUUACUUUAUUUAGUUUGUAUUAUAUUACUGUAGUGUCCCUCAUUAAACCACCCUUUAAACAAUGUUAGCGUGUCCU